AUGGUGAAAAGGGACAAAGCAUUCUGGGUCGACAAACCUGGUGCUAAUGCUUACACUCUACAUGACGCCUAUUAUAACUACGGCAUGACCACUGAAAAGGUUCUGCCACCACAUCAAGAUGUUUUUCCACGUUCGUACCAAUACGACCUUGAUUGCGUUAAAUAUCGACGUCACCAUGCCUGUGAUGGAUUGAAGUCAAAUGAAAGUGACGUGAAGAAACCUCUAGCAGCGCAUUGCAAUAUAUGCACCACUGCGAAAGCACGAGCAGGUACAUCAGAUCGUGUUUUCGGGAGCGAAUCAACACAGAAACGUUGGAGAUAUUAUCCUGAUGUAACGGCUACCUUGACGCCUGAUGAAAUAAGGCAGAGAAUGGAUGAGGUGGGUCGACCAUUCAAAAAUGAAGCCUGUAGGUGGUACAAUAAGCAUUAUCCGACACAAAAAUAUAAUUGCAUCAUGCGAAAAUUUUCUAAGUAA
Molecule: messenger RNA, 474 nt
Organism: Danaus chrysippus (African queen)
Lineage: Eukaryota; Metazoa; Arthropoda; Insecta; Lepidoptera; Nymphalidae
Source: the annotation of a GenBank genome assembly